AUGUCUCUAAACACAUCGACGCUCUCGGAGAUUUCCGCAGUCACAGAGAGCUCAACGCCUCAAGUGCGCAAACGGCCGCUGCGGACUUAUAGUCGACGAUCUGCGGAGACCUUUAACCCAAAGUCCAAAGUGCAGAACGAUGCGCCACGCGUUGACACUAAGGCCAACCCUCGUGCCAAAUCAGAAACGACGUCAACACCGUCUCCCAAGAAGGAAGACCAAGAGAAGCAGAGUCGAGGCUCCAUUUUAGCAUACUUCAAACCCGUCCCUCUUCGAACCGAGAAGAUAACCUCCAAGAGGCAAUCAGAGGGAAUAGAACGUCUAGAUACACCGCCAUCUUCACCACCGUCACUUCCCAGUACGAGGAAGCGAAGGAGACUGACUACACGACCUCAAUACCUAUAUGACGAUCAAUUCGCGAAAGAUACCUACGAGCAAGAUACCGAGGAGAAUAAUAAAGAGGCCAAAACUUUCACACCCACAUGCAAACGCAGUCCGUCAGUAGAAUCCACAAUCGUCGUCGCCUUGGACGAAGUGCCGGCGAACGUGGUCUCAGCCUCUCGUCUAUCAGCCGCAACGAGCACAAAAUCUGGAAGUGGGGGGUCUCGACCACCUCAACGAAAACGUUCGGCACGUGAGAUGACACAAACGACGCUUAAUCUCUCCAUACACAAGGAGCCUGGACCGGGUGCAUGGUUACCAGCGGACAGCCGGGUCCAUCAUGAGUGGCUUCGUCGCUGCAUUGAGCAAGCUGACCGCUCCGGUGAAAAGGAGUUAGCUCCUCCAUUGCAGGAGUUCAAGACGCUGAUCGAAACCAACCCCCGGAUCUACAUGUAUUUCACUGCCAUGUGGGACGAAGUCCCUCAUGAUGUUGAAUACUCGCGCGAUCCAGCGGGUCGUCCUCAGGUCAGAGACUAUCGCCACAUGCUUCAAGUAUUGAACCAUGUUUAUGGGGGUGCGCCUGAAUGGACGGAUGCUGCAGCGAGCGUUGGUGUCGUCGGUGUUCCCAUGGUUGUCAUCUUUGACUAUGCCAUGGGAACUCCAAGUGGGCAUGCGGCCUUUUUGGAUCCUGAUGUUAACAUGUUCCUGAAGAAACUCCUCAACCAGUGGGGUGAGCACCUCAAGAGUCCCGAGUCCGCAAAGGUCCUCGGCGAUCAUCACACAGGAUGGUUCGGAAAAGUGGGUUAUAGCGAUCUCAUGGAGGUUGCUAAUGCUCCUCUCCAGACAACCAUGAAGUUCGAGGAUAUGUACGUCUGUGAUCCAACAAAACAAUACUACGGCUUCAAAUCCUGGGAUGACUUCUUCACCCGCAAAGUCCAUGACUCUGCUCGCCCUGUUGCCUACCCAGAUGACCACAGCAUCAUCGUCAACGCAUGCGAAUCCCGCCCUUACAACCUCACCCACGACGCCAAGCUCCGCGACAAAUUCUGGAUCAAAGGCCAGCCCUACUCCAUUAGCGACAUGCUCGGCCAUGACGCCCUAGCCCAGCACUUCACCGGCGGAGCGACAGUCUACCAAGCUUUCCUCUCCGCCCUAUCCUACCACCGCUGGCAUGCCCCGGUAUCCGGGACCGUCAAGCGCUGUUUCGUGCGCGACGGGACGUACUUCAGCAAACCACUUUUUCAGUGGUCGGCCGAGAGGCCCGGGGCGGGGGCGAUGAUCAAUAAGGUUAGUAAGGAGGGACUGGGUCCGGCGCAGGGGUAUAUCUCUGCCAUGGCGACACGUGCUGUUAUCUUUCUUGAGGCUGAGAAUCCGGGUAUUGGGUUGAUCGCGUUUAUUGGGAUCGGGAUGGAUGAGGUUAGUUCGUGUGAGAUUACGGUAAGGGAGGGGCAAAAGGUGAGGAAGGGGGAUGAGAUUGGGAUGUUUCAUUAUGGGGGGUCGUCGUGGUGUUUGGUAUUGCGGAAGGGGGUUAGGGUAGAAGGGUUUCCGGAUGUGGAGAGGACGGUGAAUGUGCCGGUUAGGGGACGGCUCGCAGUUGUGAAGGCUGAGGAAGGGGAGUUCUGA
Messenger RNA from Thermochaetoides thermophila DSM 1495, 2004 nucleotides. RefSeq names its product phosphatidylserine decarboxylase-like protein. Gene Ontology annotation, biological process: phosphatidylethanolamine biosynthetic process. Gene Ontology annotation, molecular function: phosphatidylserine decarboxylase activity. The record is from RefSeq and is a predicted model, not a curated record. The coding region runs from base 1 to 2004 and encodes 667 amino acids. Gene Ontology annotation, cellular component: mitochondrion. The transcript is spliced from 5 exons. Lineage: Eukaryota; Fungi; Ascomycota; Sordariomycetes; Sordariales; Chaetomiaceae.